AUGGUGUCGCUACUGGAAAAGCUUGUGAACCUCAAUAAGACGAGAAACAUUCACGUGUUCCUUUGUGGCUUGCGAGGUUCUGGGAAGACAACCCUGCUUUACAAGUCUCUGAUAAAGGAUUGGAAUAACAUACACGACGAAAUUGAACCCACUAUUUUGUACCAUUAUGAGGAAUUGCGCCUGAAUGGGAGGUGUUAUGGCAUAUGGGACUUCAGUGGUGACUCAAAGGUGAAAGACAUACCGACGUACAUUGCGAACCAGCUGCAGGUCACAGCAGUGGUCUUCGUUAUAAAUACAAUGGAACAACCCGGUUCUGUGCACCAGGAAGUCGUCGAUCGCUUGCAAAGGUUGAAUAGUGAUGAUGCCUUCAAAUUGUCGUUAUUUGUUGUAUUGUUCAACCAGAUAACGUCUGAUUCAGAAAACCGAAAUUUGGAGGAAAUGCUGAAAACCCACUUUUCAGACCCAGAUCGCUUCACAUUCGUCACGGUUAAUGCCUUACAAGGGAUGCAAGAUCAGAGUUGGUUACAUUCUUUAGAUCUUAUAUAUCGUCAUCACAAGAAAACGAUGAAAUAG
Babesia sp. Xinjiang is the source of this 573-nucleotide messenger RNA. RefSeq lists its product as uncharacterized. Lineage: Eukaryota; Apicomplexa; Aconoidasida; Piroplasmida; Babesiidae. Gene Ontology annotation, molecular function: GTP binding; GTPase activity. The transcript is spliced from 3 exons. The record is from RefSeq and is a predicted model, not a curated record. Bases 1 to 573 code for a protein of 190 amino acids.